CCGCAUUCCCCUGCUUGCUUGCUGUCUCCCUCACAAUAUACGAAUGCGCCGCAUUUUUGGUCGGCGUAUAUCUAUCAUAAUGUGAAAGUCGGAUUUCAUAGAAGAUGACGAGUAACAAGGAGAAUCUGGUGGUCGACCGGGGCGAAGGUGGUUUAUCGGCGGAACAGAGGUCUCGUAUUUCUCAAAAUUUCAGAGCUGCCAAGGCGCUCCUUGCUCGCAAGCGACCUCGCCAAACCGAUCCCUUCAAUCUCUCUUCUCCAUAUCCCCGCAAAGCUGGGGUCGGACAGGAAAAUGAGUCUCCUGCUCAGGUGGUGGGUAUUAAAAGACUUCCCCUUUGUGAGAUACCUAUGAACGCGCCAUCCUCUGAAACUAUCAACUUGAGAAUCCGCAAUCAUAAUACUGAUUCAUGCCCCAGGGUUCCAGCUAAGGUUAAUGUUGAUAUUUGCGCAACUGCAGACACCAAGAAUGUAAUUAAUAUAAGUUCGUUAAAAACUCCUAUAGAACAAUCAGAGUGUUGCGUGAAUCUCUCAAGUAGUAAUGAUGUUGAUCUAAAUGCAAGGCAAAGAGAUGUUUUCCUGAAAGAUGGGAUUGGGUCGGAUUCAUUUGUCACUCCUGUGAGGCAAACUAGCUGCUCUAGCUUGAGUGAACCCUUAUCUUUCUCUACUGUUUUAGAUGAUGAUUUUGACGAAUUCAUUCUGGAGGAAAUUGACGCUUUAUGUAACAAGUCAGCAGCAAAAUCUGAAAUAGAGGUGUCAAACAGUAUUCCGUUGGAGAUUCAGCAUGUUAGCAACAGGAGUGGGAAGGAGAACACUUGCAUUAAUCUUGUCCUUUCAGAUAAGAAGUUCAAUACUGAAAGUGCAUUGAACUCCAGUAGCAGCCAGGAAUGUGUAACGGAAGUGUUAAGAAAUUCUGACACACAGGUACAGAGCAUGCCUGAAGAGUAUGCUAAAUAUAUCAUGUCUCUAAAUGAGAGGCAGCGGGAAGCAGCUUGUAGUGACAUUUCAAUUCCUUUGGUGAUUGUUGCUGGACCAGGAAGUGGAAAGACUUCUACAAUGGUUGGGCGCGUUAUCAUGCUGCUGAACCAGGGAAUUUGUCCGUCCCACAUUUUGGCAAUGACAUUUACUACAGCAGCUGCAUCCGAAAUGAGAGAGCGUAUUGGAGCCGUGGCAGGGAAAGCAAAAGCCAAAGAGCUCACAAUCAGCACAUUUCACUCAUUUUCGCUACAACUUUGUCGUUUGCAUGCUGAGAAGUUAGGUCGAACACCUGAGUUUUUGGUAUAUGGACAUGGACAACAGAGAAGAGCUGUCAUCGAGGCUAUCCGCUUAUCGGAGAAUGGGAAGAAAAAGUCAAAUUAUAAACUUCAACAGGCAGACGAAGUGUCUGGUGUGAGUUCCCCACAGUAUUUCAAAGAUGAAUCAAAGAAGUGGCUGAAAUACGUUACCAAGGCAAAAGCAGCAGGCAGGACUCCUGAAGAUUGCUGCAGAAUAGGUGAUGAGAGAGGAGCUGAUAUUCUACGGAACUACGAAGAAAUACUGAAAUCUUGUAAUGCUUUGGACUACCAUGACCUAAUCAGCUGUUCUGUGAAGUUGCUGAAUGAGUUUCCUGCAGUAUUCAAGGAGUGCCAGGAGUCAUGGAAAGCAAUUGUUAUUGAUGAGUUUCAAGACACAAGUUCCAUGCAGUACAGUCUGUUGUGCAUUCUUGCAUCCCAUAAACGCAUAACUAUUGUUGGUGAUGAAGAUCAGUCUAUCUUUGGUUUUAAUGGUGCUGAUGUUUCUGGAUUCAAAUCAUUUCGAAAAGAUUUUCCUAUGCACAAAGAGGUUAGACUGAACAAAAACUACAGAUCCACUCGUUGUAUUGUUGAAGCUGCAUCAUCUCUUAUUCGAAAUAAUUUGGAACGAUGUGAAUCAAAAGAUGUUCUCACAGAUAAUUCCUCUGGUUCUAAGAUAACAGUAAAAGAAUGUAGCAAUGAAAAUUCACAGUGCGCAUUUGUGGUUGAUAAAAUCUUAGAAAUUACUUCUGAUGGUUCAGCUGCAAAGUGCAACUUUGGCAACAUUGUUGUGCUUUACCGGAGACAGGUGUCAGGGAAGAUUUUCCAAACAACCUUCCGCAAUCGAAGAAUUCCAUUCAACAUUCAUGGGGUAGCUUUCUACAGGAAAAAGGUAGUGAGAGCUAUUAUUGCUAUGCUUAGAACAGCAUUGCCUGCUUGUGAUGAUGCACCAUAUCGCAAAGUAUUCAAAGCUUUGCUACCAUUUGAGAAAGAGGAAAAGAACAAGGUAAUUGAACAUAUAGAUAAAGUGUCAACCGUAAGGAAAUGUAGCUUUAUAUCUGCAGCUACCGACAUAUUUAGUGCAAAGAUAUCUGGCACCUUCAAGAGGACUCAACUUACUCAGGGACGAAAGGUGUUGCUCACUCUAGACAUGAUAUCAAAACUUAUUCAUACGGAACAGUCAAUUUCAGCUGUUAUAACAUCUGUGUCAAACAUGAUACCUCAGAGAUACCUUCUCGAACAACGGGCAGUUGUUGAUGUAGAUGGAGGAAAAUUGCUAAAUGAAGACAAUGACCUUAGAUCUGUGCUCCAAUAUUUAUUGGAUGAUGUCUCUGAUUUUUUGACGAUGCAAGGUGCUACAGUUGAAGUGAAGACUGAUGAUGGUGCAGAAGGGAAAGGUUGUCCAGCACUGCUCAAAGCUUUUAUUGACUAUGUAUCUGAACGGGAGAGAGAAAACUUCCAUUCUAGAAGACAGGAUAACAAAGAUUCUGUUACCCUUACUACCAUUCACCAGUCGAAAGGCUUGGAAUGGGAUGUUGUUUUCAUUAUAAAGGUUAAUGAGACUGAGAUUCCCCUGCUGCAUGAAUCGAAUGAUGUGACAAAUGAAAAGGGUUCCUCAGUUGAGGAGGAAAGACGCUUGUUGUAUGUCGCGAUGACAAGAGCUCGGAAAAAACUUUUCAUCCUAUAUCUGAUUAUGGAUUCAAAUUGGCAGAUUCUUCAACCUUCUCGAUUUUUGAGAGAAAUUCCACGUCAUCUUCAAGAGGUCCAAGAUGAGCCGAGUGUACAAAGUUUGCAGGAAAAUAACCAGCAACUUUCUCGACAAACUCUAGAAAUUGCUACUAGUGUACAAACCAAAACAGAAUUAGUUGAAGUCAAUAGUAAACCAAGUGGCUCUAUCUGUGAAGCCUGUGAUGAAGUGUCCAAUGAAUCAAAUGAAUUUUUAGAGCGCUGUAAUGCUAAUAGUUUUUUGCGAAGAUUCCAUGUGGAUGAUCGAGGUGCUGUUUCCCAGCUAUUCCAUCAAUGGGCUAAAAAGCCAGCAUUUCAAGACCCAAAGAGGUUACUCAACAAGGUUGGCUUCGUCAUCGAUGAACGUCUUAGAGCUAAGAAGAGCAACCGCAAGGAUGUCUUGCGCACAUUGAAGUCUUGCUUACAUUCUGAUGAAGCUUUUCAUUUCGCAAUAUCUGUUCUGAAAUGGGAGCAAAUUCCUGCUGACAAGCGAGCUCAGUUAAUGAGAGAGAAGCAGGAACAUUUUCAAAAACAACGAAUUGAGAGUGCAAUGAAUUCAUCAAAAGCCACUUCUAAGCAGAUUGCGUAUCUGCAGAAUUUAGGAUGCACUGUGGCCCCUACGUCCCGUCUUCAUGCUUCUCGUUUGAUAGAGCAAUACAAAUCUUUAUAGGAUACAUGGAGUUGUACCUUUCUUUUCGUAUCCUUACACCAACCACAUCUUCUGAUUCCAGAAAUCACAUGGAACUUCUUGUGAGAUAAACUAAUUAAUUUUUGCAACGGAUAUGCACAUGUACAAUGAUUGCAACGCACUAUUUAUAGGUUAGUGGAAUUUGGAAGUGUUGUAUGAAAAACCAAAACUGAGGUGCAUAUCAUGUACUAACAGGACUUUGUUAUUGGCUUGGUUGGACAACAUUGUAUUUAGAUUUUGUGUAUUGAGAAUGCUUUUAGUGCAAGCAUUUUCCAGAAUUCCAGAAUGUGGAUGA
Molecule: messenger RNA, 3975 nt
Organism: Coffea eugenioides
Lineage: Eukaryota; Viridiplantae; Streptophyta; Magnoliopsida; Gentianales; Rubiaceae
Product: ATP-dependent DNA helicase SRS2-like protein At4g25120
Exons: 29
Coding region: 105-3662 (1185 amino acids)
Biological process (GO): recombinational repair
Cellular component (GO): nucleus
Molecular function (GO): DNA binding; ATP binding; hydrolase activity
Source: RefSeq, a predicted model, not a curated record